Plasmopara halstedii is the source of this 1398-nucleotide messenger RNA. RefSeq lists its product as uncharacterized. The transcript has a single exon. Lineage: Eukaryota; Oomycota; Peronosporomycetes; Peronosporales; Peronosporaceae. Bases 1 to 1398 code for a protein of 465 amino acids. The record is from RefSeq and is a predicted model, not a curated record.
AUGAUUACUAAAGGUGUCAAGUCUAACGCCGAAGUCGAGACGCUAAAGCAAAAGCUACGGAUGUCGGUAAAUCAGGCGGUCGACGCUGUAUGUAGCGAAUGGGAACAGCGAUCGACAUCGCCGCAACCGUCGAAUAUGACAAUGGAACAAUCGUAUGGUAGCUGCCGAAAACUCGUAGCUUACAUAUUGGCCAACAUGGAUACAUCUCCAGGAUUUGUGGAGCAAAUGGAUCGGAUUAUUCUUGCUUGUUUCAGUGGAGCAUCUAAACGCGUGCUAAACGCAGUUGUGACACAUAAGGUGUGGUUUCGGGCUUCAGACACGAUGCAAGAGGGGGGAAAGGCGUUUAAUGAAGUGACAACAUCUUGCAAUCGUCACAGAGAAAGCUCUAGAGCAAACCUAGCGUCCAUCGAGGAUGCGACAGUUCAAGAUGACGUUGUUAUUAAGCAGGAGAAAUACGAUGAGGUGAUCACGUCCAAUAAUUUAGACGGUCCAGCUUUCAAAAGGCGUGAACUAGCGCAAUCAUUGCUUACAAAACGCCCACGAAGCAGAACCACCAAAAUGAAGCUAUCAACCAAGAAACGAUUGCACGCACCUAAUGUUAUCAAGCCGAAGAAGCUGCUUCAGCGUCAUUUGGAAGCGAACACCGCAAUAAAAAGUGUGAAAGGCGACACUGAAUCAGGUAAUGAACGGAAACGACGAAAACAGCGAAAAGUGCUGCCAAAACAAACGAACAUAAUAAAAUCUGCACCGCCAGUAGAGGAUGAAAGAGGUUUGUUGACGUUCAAAGAGGCGAUUGGAGAGUUGUGCUAUCAAGAACGUCGUACAUCCGAACAGACCGAGUUUUUUAAAGAGCGGUUACGCAAGUCCAUACAGUUUGUAGAUGCAUUACUGUGCCGACCACCGCCAGGCAAAGUGUGCAUGCAAAACUGUCGCCGCAUUCGAGAAGGCAUGUGUAAAAGUACCGCGCCUUGUCAGGAUGAAAUGUGUCGCAUUUGGCACGAUGUUGAGGCGCAUACAGACCGUUGCGAGAACUUAAAAUGUGAAUUUAAACUACGAAUUUUAGUGCGGGAAACCAUGCACAAGCUCCAUAUUAAACAGUUGGAGACUAGCACUACAAACCAAAAAUUGCGAAAAAAGACUGCAGCGUGGGACGACUUAAAUGCCAGUGAGCUUAGCGAGCCUGGAUCAUUUACUGAAACUAUCGCAUUACUCGAAAGAGAAAUUGAGGAUUUAAAACGAAGCCUUGUAGCUGAAGAAUCUGGAAUUGCUGAGAUCCAUAACGCUUUACAUCAAUAUUGGGCUACGCUGCACGAGAUCGGGAUUGAAUCCAAACACGAUGAUAUUGACCAUUUUCCAGAAUUUGGUGCGCAUUAUGCGAUCAGGAAAAAGCGUAAAUAA